This is a messenger RNA of Ophidiomyces ophidiicola, 1293 nucleotides long. RefSeq lists its product as uncharacterized. Gene Ontology annotation, biological process: rRNA processing; ribosomal large subunit assembly. The record is from RefSeq and is a predicted model, not a curated record. The transcript is spliced from 3 exons. The coding region runs from base 1 to 1293 and encodes 430 amino acids. Gene Ontology annotation, cellular component: nucleolus. NCBI's taxonomy places the organism in Eukaryota, Fungi, Ascomycota, Eurotiomycetes, Onygenales, Onygenaceae. Gene Ontology annotation, molecular function: 5S rRNA binding.
AUGGCUGCGAGUAUUACAGCACCUCAGCAAUAUAGUCAACCCUCACGGAAGGGUAAAAAAGCUUGGAGAAAGAAUGUGGAUGUAUCCGAAGUUCAUGAGGGGCUCCAGCAACUCCGAGAAGAACAAAUUCAAGGCGGUGUUCUUGCAGAGAAACCAUCUGAAGAUCUUUUCAUCGUUGAUAAAGUCGGAUCAAGACAACUGGAAAAACGCCUUGUAAACCCUGGCAGGCUUCUCAAAGCUGACGAAAUUCUGGGUUUACGCUCUGCUAUCCCAGCAGUCGAUAGCCGCAAAAGAUCAAGCUCUAAUGUUACAGAUGGAAUACUAGCGCCGAAGACCAAGCGAGUGAGAAGCGAUUGGGUGAGCCGGGAAGAAUGGCUACGGCUUAAGAAAAUCGCGGCAGAGGCGAACCCUUUGAAUAAAGAAGUUGAGCCGAGCGCAUUGCACGACCCGUGGGCAGAGCCGUCCAAUGCAUCUCCUUCUAAUGAUACGAAAUUCGAUUUCAUACCAAAGCCAAAACCCAUAGUGGCACCGCCAACGAUAAAACAUCCCCCGAUUCCACUCACUGCGAAUGGAAAACCCGCACCCUCUGUAAGGAAUCCUAAUGCUGGAAUAAGCUACAACCCUUCGUUCGAAGAUUGGGAUAAACUAUUCGCCGAAGAAGGGCAAAGAGAGGUAGAGGCGGAAAAGAAACGCUUAGAAGAGGCGAGAUUAGAGCAAGAAAGGCAAGCCAGAAUUGCAAUGGUAAAGGAUGGUGGUGAUACAGUUAGAUCUGACGACGAAAGUGCUUGGGAAGGCUUCGAAAGUGAAUAUGAGACGGCCGAAACAUUGAAGAAGAAGAGGCCAGAAAGAAAGACCAAAGCCCAAAGGAACAGAAUCAAACGGAGGAAAGAGGCUGAGAGGAAAGCGAAAUGGGAAGCGAAACUGAAAAGAAGAGAGGAGCAGGCCGCCCAGAUCAAAAUGAUCAUGAAGAAGAUGUCAGAAAAAGAGAAGGCUAAGCUACUUCAGAAAAGUUCAGAUAAUAUUUCGGAAGAAGGGGAUGAUCGUGCCUUGAGAAGAAGGCCCCUUGGCGGUAAACAUAUGGUCCCCGAGAAGCCUCUUGAAUUAGUGCUGCCCGAUGAGCUUCAAGACUCGCUAAGACUUCUUAGACCGGAAGGAAAUUUGUUGGACGAUCGAUUUCGAAACUUACUGGUGCAAGGGAAACUUGAAGCUCGCAAACCUGUGUCUCAGCCGAGAAAAGCGAAGCGAACUUUUACAGAGAAAUGGUCAUAUAAGGACUUUAAAAUCAAACCCUGA